Molecule: messenger RNA, 4836 nt
Organism: Diceros bicornis minor
Lineage: Eukaryota; Metazoa; Chordata; Mammalia; Perissodactyla; Rhinocerotidae
Gene: PDE4A
Product: phosphodiesterase 4A
Exons: 18
Coding region: 387-2957 (856 amino acids)
Biological process (GO): signal transduction
Cellular component (GO): nucleus; cytosol; perinuclear region of cytoplasm
Molecular function (GO): 3',5'-cyclic-AMP phosphodiesterase activity
Source: RefSeq, a predicted model, not a curated record
ACGGCCCGAGCACGCGCGCAAGGACCCACACCCCAGCGGGUCUCACAAUCGCGCACACACACGUACACACACCCCAGCAAACAAAGGGUCUGGACACCCCUGUCCCCUCCCGCCCCCCAGGCCGGAGAGGGCGGGGCAUCCCCUCCCCAGCCCCCCUGCAAGCUCAUUUCACACAUAUUUCCCGAGAGCCUGCUAUGCGCCACGGCGCUGUGGCCAGGCGGGGGCUACAGCCACCAACAAGACCAGCUGGGUCCCUGCUCUGCUGCCCCUCAAGGCUGGCGAGGGAGCAAGAUCCGUGUCUAAACAGAGAAGUACCCGCGGCGAUUGCAGACCGUGAAGACGAACCUUCCAUCAGGAUAAUGGCUACUGUUUUGUGAGCACCCACUAUGAACCAGGCACUGUGCUCAGAACUUUCCAUGCAUUGCGUCACUUCAUCCUCACAACAACCCUGUCAGAGGCCGCGGGAGACCCGCGAGCUCAGCCGUGCCAACAUGCUGGGGGCCGCCCUCCGUCGCCCUCGCCGUCGCCUCUCCACUGGCCCUGGCCUAGGCUGGGCUGACCCGGAGCCCUCGGACCCUGGGGUCCCUCUGCUGCCACGGCCCACCACGCUGCCCCUGCUGAUCCCUCCGCGGAUUUCCAUCACCAGAGCCGACAGCUUCGAGGCAGAGAAUGGGCCGACGCCAUCCCCCGGGCGCAGCCCCCUGGACUCGCAGGCGAGCCCGGGCCUCGUGCUGCACGCCGGGGCAGCCAGCAGCCAGCGCCGCGAGUCCUUCCUCUACCGCUCAGACAGCGACUACGACAUGUCACCCAAGACCAUGUCCCGGAACUCGUCGGUCACCAGCGAGGCGCACGCGGAGGACCUCAUCGUGACGCCGUUCGCCCAGGUGCUGGCCAGUCUCCGGAGCGUUCGCAACAACUUCUCCCUUCUGACCAAUGUGCCCAUUCCCAGCAACAAGCGGUCCCCGCUGGGCGGCCCAACCCCGGUCUGCAAGGCCACGCUGUCAGAGGAGACGUGUCACCAGUUGGCCCGGGAGACUCUGGAGGAGCUGGACUGGUGUCUGGAGCAGCUGGAGACCAUGCAGACCUACCGCUCCGUCAGUGAGAUGGCGUCCCACAAGUUCAAGAGGAUGCUAAACCGAGAACUCACACACCUGUCAGAGAUGAGCAGGUCAGGAAACCAGGUGUCUGAGUACAUCUCCACUACAUUCCUGGACAAGCAGAAUGAAGUGGAGAUCCCCUCGCCCACCAUGAAGGAUCGAGAAAAACAGCAGGCGCCACGGCAGAGGCCCUCCCAGCAGCCCGCGCCCCCUGGGCUGCAGUUCCAGCCCAUGUCUCAGAUCACGGGGGUGAAGAGGCUGGUGCACGGCAGCACCCUGAACGACUCCAGCAUUCCCCGCUUUGGGGUGAAGACCAACAAAGAGGAACUCCUGGCCCACGAACUGGAGAACCUGAACAAGUGGGGCCUGAACAUCUUCUGCGUGUCGGAUUACGCAGGAGGCCGCUCCCUCAGCUGCAUCAUGUACACCAUCUUCCAGGAGCGGGACCUGCUGAAGAAGUUCCGCAUCCCGGUGGACACGAUGGUGACAUACAUGCUGACCCUGGAGGACCACUACCACCCCAGCGUGGCCUACCACAACAGCCUGCACGCCGCCGACGUGCUGCAGUCCACCCACGUGCUGCUGGCCACGCCGGCUCUGGACGCUGUAUUCACGGACCUGGAGAUUCUCGCCGCCCUGUUCGCGGCUGCCAUCCACGACGUGGACCACCCUGGGGUCUCCAACCAGUUCCUCAUCAACACCAAUUCGGAGCUGGCGCUCAUGUACAACGACGAGUCGGUGCUGGAGAACCACCACCUGGCCGUGGGCUUCAAGCUGCUGCAGGAGGACAACUGUGACAUCUUCCAGAACCUCAGCAAGCGCCAGCGGCAGAGCCUGCGCAAGAUGGUCAUCGACAUGGUGCUUGCCACGGACAUGUCCAAGCAUAUGACCCUCCUGGCUGACCUGAAGACCAUGGUGGAGACCAAGAAAGUGACCAGCUCGGGGGUCCUCCUGCUGGACAACUACUCCGACCGCAUCCAGGUCCUGCGCAACAUGGUGCACUGCGCAGACCUCAGCAACCCCACCAAGCCGUUGGAGCUGUACCGCCAGUGGACGGACCGCAUCAUGGCCGAGUUCUUCCAGCAAGGCGACCGGGAACGUGAGCGGGGCAUGGAGAUCAGCCCCAUGUGCGACAAGCACACGGCCUCUGUGGAGAAGUCUCAGGUGGGUUUCAUCGACUAUAUCGUGCACCCGUUGUGGGAGACGUGGGCGGACCUGGUCCACCCGGAUGCCCAGGAGAUCCUGGACACGUUGGAAGACAACCGGGAUUGGUACCACAGCGCCAUUCGGCAGAGCCCUUCGCCACCGCCCGAGGAGGAGCCCAGGGGGCCAGGCCACCCGCCCCCACCCGACAAGUUCCAGUUUGAGCUGACGCUGGAGGAGGAAGAGGAGGAGGAGGCGACCACCGGCCUGGGUGCAGGUGAAGUGCAGGAACUGCCCCUGGCGCAGGCGCAGGACGCGUCCGCAGCUGAGGAACUGUUGGGGCUCCAUGGCCAGGCCGUGCGCACAGAGGUGGAGGUACAGGAAAUGCGCCUGAGGCAGCAAGCAGACCCCGCAGGGCGUGUGGCUACGGGCCAGGAGGAGUCCGCGUCCCCACAUGCAUCUGCGGGUGCUGUAGGCUGCAGCGGUCCCCCCGCUCUGUCUCCUGAGAGCCCCCCUUUGCCUGCCUUGAGGACCCUGCCCCCUCCAGAGGAGGCCCCGGGCCUCCCGGGCCUCCCCUCCACGGCGGCCGAGGUGGGGGCCCAAAAAGAGCACCAGGCUGCCAAGAGGGUGUGCUGUGCCUGCACGGGGUCCCCCAGCGAGGACCCACCCGCGCUCCCAGCUCCCGGCGGGUGGGGGUCAGCUGGAGGCCCCACCUGAGCCCCCGCCCCUGCCCGCUGUCGCCCCCCUGCCUCCCUUCACCACCCUCAGCCCCCCAACCGCCCCCUCCACUGCCUCAAAGACUCUUGAGCCUCCUGAGAAAAAAGAAAACAGAAAAGUGGGGUUUUUUCUCUUUUCUUUUUUUCCGCCCCUCCCCCAACCCCCACCCAUGGGGCCUCUUUUUGGAGGUGGGGGCUGGGGGAAGAAGGGGCUGAGGCCCCCGACGGGAUUUUAUUUUUGGAAUUUUAAUUGUUACGUUUUUAGAAAAAGAAAAAAAAAAAAAAAACCACCAAGAUGAAACACAGCAACUGUAGAUGUUCCUGUUCCCGGCUCCCCCUCGUUCAUCUCCAACCCCCACCCUCCCCAAGCCCCGCUAGGUUCCAGGCUCAGUCUUCCGGCCUCUAAGGGCUCUCUGCCUGGGCCCAAGCAGGCACAGGGUCUCCUUCCAGCCUUCUCUUCUGAAUUUUGGAGGGUGUCUAGGAUCCAGCCAGGAAUAGCCAUUCUGGGGGGCGGCCCGGGCAGGUGAGGGGGGUCGCCAUGGGAGGCCCCAGCUCCAGCCCGUCUCUGGCUCGCUGUGCCUCCCCCCACCCCAGAAGUCUUCCCCCCGCCUCAUUUUGCACAAACGUGGCAAUACCGACUCCGAGACGGGCAGUGGGGAGCUGUGCUCUGAAGGACGCAGCCGGGGGUCUUGGAGAGACAUUCACACCACCAGCCUUGGGGCUGAGGUCUGAGGAGGGCCUGAUCCCCCCUCUGCUUGCCACUCUCUUCCCCUCCACUUUGGGUUCUGUUGGAAUUUUCUCCGUUUGGGGGGACGGCUCUGAGCCACACCCCUCCUUCCAGCUGCUCUCCUCUUGUUUCUGCCUUAAUGAUUCCCAAGGCCAUAGGAGAGGGGGUCGAAGUGGCCCCACCUGCACCUUGGGUGGGGCGGGGCCAGGCCCGGAGCCCCCAUCCUGGGCACCCCCCUCCCCAGCAUCCUCCUGCCCCCCCUCCCUGACCCUGUGCCCUAGGAAGAAGCAAUAAUGGUGUACACCCACAUCCCUUUUCUGGGCAGCCCUUCCUCUGCUGGCCCCAAAGUCUCCAUUACCCCCCACCUUGCCAAGCCUCCCCCUCACCCGGUAGCUAUUCCCCAAGCAAUAUGACAGACAGAUGGAUGCAAGGCCGUUUUUCUCCAAGCCAUGGGGGGACUGUUUAGAAAGAAAGAUUCUCUCUUCUCCCUCUGCUCUGCUCCUCUGCCUGUUCUGCAGCUGGGCCGGGCAGGCCCUCCUCUCUCAUCGUCUCCCCCGGCAAUUCUGAGCACACGGUACUGUAGCCCCUGGGUCCCCCCAGCCUUCCGUCUGUCUGUCCAUCUCGAUGGGGAGUACGACCCGCCCCCACCCCCAGGAUGCUGUACAGGGUUCAUUUUUGUAGUGAACGUAGUUUCUGUCCCAGCCGGUGACCGGAGUGGGCCUUUUUUGUUGUUGUUUUCUUUCUUUUUUUUGUACAUACUGUAAGGUUGGUUUGUAAAUUAUUCUACAGAGGCAAAAAGGGAAAAUAAACUUGCCCUUCCUCGACUGACCGGCAGGGGAAGGAGGGGAGGGGGCCUCCCAGAGGGAGAGUCCCUGUUCCCGCUGUAUUAUACAAACUGUACCAUAGACCCCAAAAGUGUGGACUCAACACUGGUUUUGGUGGGGAGUCGUGGCAUCUGGGCAGAGCCUGCCCCCUCCCCCAGGGCUGGAUGUGACUGGCGAGAGGGACCGCCACGCACCAUCAGGGCUCCUCUCUCUGGGGGUGCACAGGACCCCUGUGAGCUGCUCCAGUGUUGUCCACUUUGACGAUCAAUGAGUCUGAUCAGUAAUCAAUCCUUUGAUCUUGUCUCCAAUUAAACUGAGGCUUUCAUGGA